This is a messenger RNA of Octodon degus (degu), 4012 nucleotides long. Its product is annotated as protocadherin-11 X-linked. The transcript is spliced from 8 exons. Lineage: Eukaryota; Metazoa; Chordata; Mammalia; Rodentia; Octodontidae. Gene Ontology annotation, cellular component: plasma membrane. Bases 29 to 4012 code for a protein of 1327 amino acids. Gene Ontology annotation, biological process: homophilic cell-cell adhesion. The record is from RefSeq and is a predicted model, not a curated record. Gene Ontology annotation, molecular function: calcium ion binding.
ACAAAGAAUCAUUACAAUCGUGCCUGGUAUGGACUUGUUGUCCGGGACAUAUAUAUUUGCAGUCCUCUUAGCAUGCGUCGUAUUUCAGUCUGGCGCCCAGGAGAAGAACUAUACAGUCCGAGAAGAAAUGCCAGAAAACGUCCUAAUAGGUGACUUGUUGAAAGACCUCAACUUGUCGCUCAUUCCUGACAAGUCCUUAACAUCUCCUAUGCAGUUCAAGCUAGUGUACAAGACUGGGGAUGUGCCACUGAUACGGAUUGAAGAGGGUACUGGUGAGAUCUUCACUACUGGUGCUCGCAUCGAUCGUGAGAAAUUAUGUGCUGGUAUCUUGAUUGAUGCCCGUUGCUUUUACGAAGUGGAGGUUGCUGUUUUGCCAGAUGAAAUAUUUAGACUGGUAAAGAUUCGUUUUCUCAUUGAAGACAUAAAUGAUAAUGCACCAUUAUUCCCGGCAACAGUUAUCAACAUAUCAAUUCCAGAGAACUCUGCUAUAAACUCUCGGUAUGCUCUCCCAGCGGCCAUUGAUCCUGACAUAGGAAUAAACGGAGUUCAAAACUACCAACUAAUUAAGGGCCAAAAUAUGUUUGGACUUGAUGUCAUUGAAACACCAGAAGGAGAUAAGAUGCCACAACUAAUAGUACAGAGAGAGUUAGAUAGGGAAGAAAAGGAUACUUAUGUGAUGAAAGUCAAGGUUGAAGAUGGUGGAUUUCCUCAGAGAUCUAGUACUGCUAUUUUACAAGUAAGUGUCUCUGAUACUAAUGACAACCAUCCUGUGUUCAAGGAGCAGGAAAUUGAAGUUAGCAUACCAGAAAAUGCUCCAGUAGGUACUUCAGUGACACAGCUACAUGCCACAGAUGCUGACAUUGGUGAAAAUGCCAAGAUUCAUUUCUAUUUCAGCAAUCUUAUCUCAAACAUUGCUAAGAGACUAUUUCUUCUCAACACUACCACUGGGCUUAUCACAAUCAAAGAACCAUUGGAUAGAGAGGAAGCACCAAGCCACAAAUUACUUGUUUUGGCAAGUGAUGGUGGAUCAAUGCCUGCAAGAGCAAUGGUGCUGGUAAAUAUUACAGAUGUUAAUGAUAAUGUCCCAUCAAUUGACAUUAGAUAUAUCAUCAAUCCAACUAAUGGUACUGUGGUUCUUUCAGAAAAUGCUCCACUCAACACCAAAAUUGCUCUAAUAACUGUGACUGACAAAGAUGCUGAUCACAAUGGUAGGGUAACAUGCUUCACAGAUCAUGAAGUUCCUUUCAGGUUAAGGCCAGUAUUCAGUAAUCAGUUCCUCCUCGAAACUGCUGCAUAUCUUGACUAUGAAUCUACAAGAGAAUAUGCUAUUAAAUUGCUUGCAGCUGAUUCUGGCAAACCUCCUUUGAAUCAGUCAUCAAUGCUCCUCAUUAAAGUGAAAGAUGAAAAUGACAAUGCUCCAGUUUUCAUUCAGCCUUUAAUAAGUAUUUCUGUUCCUGAGAAUAACUCGCCUGGCACACAGUUAACAAAAAUAAGUGCAACAGAUGCAGACAGUGGACAUAAUGCUGAGAUCAGUUACCUGCUGGGUAUGGAUGCUCCAUCAGCAUUCAACUUGGAUCAACGUACAGGUAUCUUGACUGCAGUGAACAAGCUAGAUAGAGAAAAACAAGAAAAAUAUUAUUUCACUGUUCUGGCAAAAGAUAAUGGGAUACCACCCUUAAUGACCAAUGCCACAGUUUUUGUUACGGUUCUUGAUCAGAAUGAUAACAGUCCAAUUUUCACUCACAAUGAGUACAAUUUUUAUGUCCCAGAAAACCUUCCAAAUCAUGGCACAGUAGGACUAAUUACUGUGACUGAUCCUGAUUAUGGAGAGAAUUCUGCAGUCACCCUCUCCAUUUCCAAUAUGAAUGAUGAGUUCACCAUUGAUCCACACACAGGUGUCAUCAGGCCGAAUAUUUCAUUUGAUAGAGAAAAACAAGAAUCAUAUACUUUCUUUGUAAAGGCUGAGGAUGGUGGUAGGGUAUCACAUUCUUCAACUGCUAAAGUAACCAUAAAUGUGGUUGAUGUCAAUGACAACAAACCAGGUUUUAUUGUUCCUCCUUCUAACCACUCCUAUGAAUUGGUUCUACCGUCCACUAAUCCAGGCACAGUGGUCUUCAAAGUAGUUGCCAUUGACAAUGACACUGGCAUCAAUUCUGAGCUUCGUUACAGUAUUAUAGGAGGAAACACAAAAGGCCUCUUUGUGAUUGACCAAACAACAGGCAAUAUCACACUGAAAGAAAAAUGUGCUGUUGCAGACCUUGGUUUACACAGACUAGUAGUCAAAGUUAAGGACUUAGGACAACCUGAUUCUCUCUACAAUGUUGUGAUUGUCAAUCUGUUUGUGAAUGAGUCAGUUUCUAAUGUGACCCUGAUUCAUGAAUUGGUGCAGAAAAGCAUAGAAAGAGCAGUGACCCAGAAUAUUGAGACAGUUGAUGCAUCCUCACCAACAAUUGACUAUGUUAAAAUCAUGGUUGCUAUUGUUGCAGGCACCAUAACUGUCAUCUUAGUAAUUUUUAUUACUGCUGUUGUAAGAUGUCGUCAAUCACCACAACUUAAGUCUACCCAGAAAAGCAAACAGAAUUCUGAAUGGGUCACUCCAAACCCAGAAAACAGGCAGAUGAUAAUGAUGAAGAAAAAGAAGAGGAAAAUGAAAAAGCAUGUCCCAAAAAAGUUGUUGCUUAACUUCGUCACUAUUGAAGAAACAAAGACAGGUGAUGCCAGCCAUGAUGGAAAUGGGGUGACACUAGAUCUCCCGAUUGAGCUUGAAGAACAGAACAUGAGCAAGUACAAAUGGGGCACUACACCAAGUACCUUCAAACCUGAUAGUCCUGAUUUGGCCCGGCACUACAAAUCUGCCUCUCCACAGCCAACCUUCCAGAUCCAGCCUGAAACUCCCCUGAAUUCGAAGCACCAUAUCAUCCAGGAACUACCCCUUGAUAAUACCUUUGUGGCCUGUGAUUCCAUCUCCAAGUGUUCCUCCAGCAGUUCUGAUCCUUACAGUGUGUCUGAAAGCAGUUAUCCAGUAGCAAUGUUCAAGACUCCUGUGUCUAUACACACCAGACUGACAUGCAAGGAAAUUCUACAAUUUUACACCCCCUUGAAAGAGUUAACAACUGUGGAGAUGUGGACUCAUUCUCUACCACAGAGAAAAUUGGAAGGAAAAAAAGCAGCAAAGAGCCAGAGACGUGUCACAUUUCACCUGCCAGAAGGCUCUCAGGAAAGCAGCAGUGAUGGUGGAAUGGGAGACCAUAAUGCAAGCUGCAUAUCUCAUACUCUAUCCCUAGCGUAUUCUCAGGAGAUAUACUUUGAUCCUAUUGCACCCAACAACCGCACUGAAGGGGAUGGAAAUUCUGAUCCUGAAUCUACUACAGAAUUAACCAUGCAACCAACUGUGGAAGAGAUCUCUGACAACUGCACUCAAGAAUGUCUUAUCUUGGGCCAUUCUGAUACCUGUUGGAUGCCAGCUUCUCUGACCUCUUCCAGUCCUUUACACCCACAGGCCUCUGAUCAGUGUCACAUCCCAUUCCUGCCACAGACCUCUAUUCACAACCAGAGACCACCAGCAACACAGACCAUUGCUCUCUGCCACAGUCCUCCAGUGACGCAAGAUAUCACAUUUUGUCAUGGCCCUCCACCAGCACAGGCCUCUACUCUCCAUCACAGUCCUCCUCUAUCAAAAGCUACUGCACUUGGUCACAGCCCACCACCAAGCCAGGCCACCAUCUUCUGCCACAGUUCGCCUCUGUCACAGACUGCUGGCCUCCAUUGCAGUCAUGCCCAGCAAAAAGUGGGUUUUCAGCAAGAGUGGCUGAAAAGUUCUGGAGCUGAUGAACUUGAUUCUUUUCAUCAGGGAGUACAAGGAAAUGCAAGAGUUCAAUUAUACACCGUGUGUGCAGGACUUUAUCCCAUUGAUGAUUCAAGUAAAAUAAUUUCCUCAACAACCUACACUCCAGGUCAACAAGCCAGACCCUCUAAUGAUGAUCCCCUCAUUUUGGAAGACCAUUCCUUAUAA